Molecule: messenger RNA, 2893 nt
Organism: Mizuhopecten yessoensis (Yesso scallop)
Lineage: Eukaryota; Metazoa; Mollusca; Bivalvia; Pectinida; Pectinidae
Exons: 5
Coding region: 1-2343 (780 amino acids)
Molecular function (GO): protein binding
Source: RefSeq, a predicted model, not a curated record
AUGGCGGACCUGUGUAAAGCCUUGAUGAGGAAUGGAAUCAUUAAACAUGGGGAAUACAGUGAUCUACGUGAAAUUCUUGUUACUUGCGAUGUUGAGGCAGGAGUAAUCAUUGAUGAUUUCAAAGAAAGAAUACAUCAGGAAUGGGAAGGUCCAUCACCAGCCAAGCAACCAAUGCCAGGAGAUCCAGGCCAGCAACAGUCUACAGGUCCGGCUGCCAUGAUUGUUACAACAGCAGACACAAGCCAAGCCAAAAAAAUCCAUCCUGACUUAGAACCCAUGAUAGAAACAGCCAAAGCAAGAAUUAAAAAAGAAAAAGAGAAAAAAUUCUACCCCACCAAAGGUUUCUGUGAUGCUAAAGAAAAGCUCCAAAAGAACAGGGUUGUUGUCAUCAAAGGAAAUACGGGAGACGGUAAAACAGCAAUCGCCGUUCAACUCCUUCAUUGGCUGAGCCAGGAGCAGCAAGCUGGACAGCCCCUUCAACUUCACGAGAUUAAGAAAUUAGAUUUAUUGGCUCCAAACUUAAAACUGAUCACUUUUAUUGAUGAUAUUUUUGGUGAGAAAGAUGUAAUGUGUAAAAUGGAUGUACAAGAGUGGAACAAAAGAAUCGAAAAAGUAAAAACACUUUUUCUUGACGAGCAAAAAGAGACCAAUUUUCUUGUCAUCACUGUUCGCAAUGAAGUAUUCAAUUCUUUAGAAAAACGUUCUUUGGAAACAAUUUUUACCAAAGACAACUUAAUUGAUCUUAGCUCUGAGACAUACAAAGUUGAAGAAGAGAAAAAAACACUUUUAGAGCUGUAUAAGCCAGAAACAUUUUCCUGGUCAGAAGAAGAAACUAAUCAAGUUUUAACUUGCGCACCAAACAUUGGAUUCCCGCAGUGUUGCCAGCUUUUCUACAAUUCUGAAGAAUUGCAGAAAGAACGAGUUAGAUUUUUUGCUAAUCCUUUUCAUUUCUUGAAAGAAGCAUUGUCAAGAUUACAAGAAUGUUCUGCACUUUUGUAUCUCUUCCUCCAUGACGGAAUGAUAAAGGUAAAAGAUCUGGAUCCAAACAAUACAAAAAUCAAAGAAAAAUGGCUGAAACAAGCCUUUUCAAUAAAGUUGAUUGGUAAAUAUGACAAAGCCUCUUUGUUUAAUGAUAAUAUGGGAAAAGUUGGAUUUAUAAAGGACAGUUUCAAUGAAUUAUUAGGCUUUUUGGUAAAGAAGGAGAAAAAUUGGUCUGGUGAGGAUGUGUACAGAUUUAAUCAUGAUUCUAUUUAUGUUGCUGUGGCACUUUUGUAUGGAAAAGCCACACCGAUUGGCUACAUACAGAAUUGUCCCAGCAUAUCCCUCAGUUAUCUAACAACCUCAGACACAGCUACAAACAUGAUUGUCAUAUCAUCUGAUCAUUAUACAGAAAUGUGUGAGCGUCUACUCCGAGAGUUUGAAUGUGAGGAGAAACGAUAUGGUACUAGUAUUGGCUCUCUAGAUGUAUGGAAUGAUCCUGUAUUUGUUGAAAGAUUUGUCGGGUUGUUGAAUGACAGAAAAUAUGAUAAACUUGAUGUGUUGAAUAAAGCAUGUCAUUUUGGUGCAGAAGAAUGUGUUUUAUCUCUUCUGUGUGAGGGAGUAGAACCUGACAAGGUGACACCAUUUAGAGUGUUGUGGGGAGGGAGUGUGAAAGUGUUACGUAAACUACUGGAGUAUGACGUCACCCCUACAGCGAGGGAUUACAAUGACAAUGUCCUACAUAAGGCGUGUUAUUGGGAGAGAGAAGAGAUGGUGACGUUGUUAUGUGACACUUACCCACACUUGGUACAUGACACUGAUAGUGUAGGACGAACCCCGCUCCAUGUUGUGGCAUGGAGAGGAAACUGUUCUAUGUUACAGACACUGGAGAGGUAUGUACUUAACUCCUUAUAUAGAGUUGACGACCAACAACACAAGUGUGAGUCGGUACAUGGUCGUGUGGUUCAUAGGAACUGUGUGUGUGCUCAGUACAUGGCUCAGUUAGUGGAUGUGUACGGGUGUACGGUGUUACAUGUGAGUUGUGAGUAUGGUAACAGGGAGGUUUGUUUAUAUUUAUGUCAGUCAUACCCAGCACUAACUACAGCUGUAGAUGAGGACGGCCGCCAUUGUCUACAUUACUUAGCUAGUGAUACAUCAGAUGUAGACUGGUUCACUGAGUGUGAAUCUCAUGUUAAACGACACCUAGAGUAUACAGGACGUAAGUAUGACAUCACAACCAUACUUGACAAUAAAGGGGAAUCUGUUUUAGACAGAGCGAAGGAAAGGGCGUCGUUCUGGGCGAAGAAACGGGGGACAGAAAACAACCCUAUGUUAGAUCAUCUUAUUCAAGUGUUUGGUAAAUGAAAAUGAUACUGAUUUCUCAAUGAAACGUACAAUUAUAAUCAACACAAACCUUUUAUAACAAUCCUGUGCAAAGCUCAUGUCAUGAUGAUUUGUUUUAACGACCACAUUUUAUCGGUAAAUAUUAUAAAUUGUGAUGAGUUUUUCAGUCCCAAAUUUUGCCGAUCUUCUUUACGCUCCGUAAAAAUACGGCCCGGGGGGGGGUCCUCUAUGAGGUGCGAGAUUUUGUGUGUUUUUUCUUUGGAAAAUCGUAUCAGAUUUGAAAUAAGAAUAUGAUGUUUUAUUCUGUUAAUAAGAAUAUGAUGUUUUAUUCUGUUUUAAAUAUUACAAACAUUGUCAUGUUAUAUGUAAUUUUAAAUGUGCUGAAGCAUUUUGUUAAAUGCUGUGGAAAUAUUUCUUCCCAAAUGAACCCUCAGUAGCAGUAAACUUUGUGAUGAAUUGUUGAUGCAUCUUAAUGAUAUAAUGAUUAACGUUAUCUGUCGCUAAUUAAUGAUGAUUAAACAUGAUGUCUGGAGUAAACAGUGUACAGUGAAUUUCACAUUUCAUCUUAACA